Messenger RNA from Haliaeetus leucocephalus (bald eagle), 1110 nucleotides. It is a transcript of the gene ALDOC, whose product is annotated as aldolase C, fructose-bisphosphate. Lineage: Eukaryota; Metazoa; Chordata; Aves; Accipitriformes; Accipitridae. The record is from RefSeq and is a predicted model, not a curated record. The transcript has 8 exons. Bases 16 to 1110 code for a protein of 364 amino acids. Gene Ontology annotation, cellular component: cytosol. Gene Ontology annotation, molecular function: fructose-bisphosphate aldolase activity. Gene Ontology annotation, biological process: glycolytic process; fructose 1,6-bisphosphate metabolic process.
GCAGCCACCGCCACCAUGACGCACCAAUACCCCGCGCUGACGGCCGAGCAGAAGAAGGAGCUGUCGGACAUCGCGUUGCGUAUCGUGGCCCCCGGCAAGGGCAUCUUGGCCGCCGAUGAGUCCGUAGGGAGCAUGGCGAAGCGCCUCAACCAGAUUGGGGUGGAGAACACGGAGGAGAACCGCCGGCUGUACCGCCAGAUCCUCUUCAGUGCCGACAGCCGGGUUAAGAAAUGUAUCGGGGGGGUCAUCUUCUUCCACGAGACCAUGUACCAGAAGGCUGACGACGGCACCCCCUUCGUCCAGAUGAUCAAGGACAAGGGCAUCGUCGUGGGCAUUAAGGUGGACAAAGGCGUCGUGCCGCUGGCCGGGACGGAUGGCGAGACCACCACGCAAGGUCUGGACGGGCUGUCGGAGCGCUGUGCCCAGUAUAAGAAGGAUGGGGCCGACUUCGCCAAGUGGCGCUGCGUGCUGAAGAUCAGCGACAACACCCCCUCCGCGCUCGCCAUCAUGGAGAACGCCAACGUCCUGGCCCGCUACGCCAGCAUCUGCCAGCAGAACGGCAUCGUGCCCAUCGUGGAGCCGGAGAUCCUGCCUGAUGGUGACCACGACCUCAAGCGGUGCCAGUAUGUGACGGAGAAGGUGCUGGCAGCUGUCUACAAGGCACUGAGCGACCACCACGUCUACCUGGAGGGGACCCUGCUGAAGCCCAACAUGGUGACCCCCGGGCACUCCUGCCCCACCAAGUACAGCCCCGAGGAGAUCGCCAUGGCCACUGUCACUGCCCUGCGCCGCACUGUACCCCCAGCCGUGCCAGGUGUCACCUUCCUGUCCGGGGGUCAGAGCGAGGAGGAGGCUUCCAUCAACCUCAACGCCAUCAACACGUGCCCGCUAGUGCGGCCAUGGGCCCUCACCUUCUCCUACGGGCGGGCGCUGCAGGCAUCGGCGCUCAGCGCCUGGCGUGGGCAGCGGGACAAUGCCACCGCCGCUACCGAGGAGUUCGUCAAGCGCGCAGAGGUGAACGGGCUGGCAGCGCUGGGCAAGUACGAGGGCAGCGGGGACGACUCGGGGGCCGCCGGGCAGUCCCUCUAUGUGGCCAACCAUGCCUACUGA